Mesorhabditis belari is the source of this 318-nucleotide messenger RNA. NCBI's taxonomy places the organism in Eukaryota, Metazoa, Nematoda, Chromadorea, Rhabditida, Rhabditidae. The record is from the annotation of a GenBank genome assembly.
AUGGCCAAGAAAACAUCGGCUUGUUCUGAUUACUGUGCCGGUCAAUCAAUCUCAACUUCGACUGGCUUCAACUUCAAAGGAAAGGGCUGGCAAUUGUGCAAUUGUCCGAUUGGACAAGGAUCGCAUUUCUGGCAGGGCACUGGUUGCUACAAUCAAUGCGUUAGUCGAUGCACGUCGUUGAGGGGAAAUUGCGCGAACCCGAAAACGACCAACACCGACUAUAAAGGACUCUGUUGUACGACUGCAAACGUAAACACAACGAUAAACACCGACUGUUUCACUUCAUCCAAUGCCGCGUGCACAAGCACUGGAAUGGGA